Messenger RNA from Brassica napus (rape), 1774 nucleotides. RefSeq names its product serine/arginine-rich splicing factor RS41-like. The record is from RefSeq and is a predicted model, not a curated record. Gene Ontology annotation, molecular function: mRNA binding. Gene Ontology annotation, cellular component: nuclear speck; cytosol. The transcript has 6 exons. Lineage: Eukaryota; Viridiplantae; Streptophyta; Magnoliopsida; Brassicales; Brassicaceae. The coding region runs from base 643 to 1566 and encodes 307 amino acids. Gene Ontology annotation, biological process: mRNA splicing, via spliceosome.
CUCACAUUCAUUUAUCUCUCGCGAGGCUCGAAGAAAGCCAAAAGAAAAAAAAAAAUCUAAAAGAGCCUCUUCUUCGUCCUCUUCUAGGGUUUCGACUGUAGAGGGGCGGUAGGGGCUUUUCAACCUCUCGCUAAAGUAGGGGAAGAUGAGACCUGUGUUCUGUGGCAACUUUGAGUAUGACGCUCGUGAAGGUGAUCUUGAGCGCCUUUUCAGAAGAUACGGCAAGGUCGACAGGGUUGACAUGAAAGCUGGUAAGCUCUCUUGUUUCUUUCUUUCUUGUUAACUUGGGAGCCAAACUCUCGAUUCCAUCAUUUCAUUAACUUUGGGAGUACGUACCGUUGUCACACCCUCGUGUCUUGUUCCCUCACAUACGUAUGCCCAUCUCAACUUCACCCACGCACUCAAGCAGACGGCAUUGAAGUUCUAACGAGAAAACAAGUACUUCAUCCGCAAUAGCACACUACCUUCCCAUAUCCUCGACUUAGUUGCAUUUCAUUCCCCCCUCGUAGAAUCAUACCAACCUCUCACAGCAGCUCAAAUCUGGAGUAUGCACCACCUUAUUUCUUCUCUCCGUCUAAUGACCCUCAACGUUUUCAGUUGACAUAUUAAAUCCCAUAAUGCUAAGGGUUUGCUUUUGUCUAUAUGGAAAACGAAAGGGAUGCUGAAGAUGCUAUCCGAGCGCUUGACCGCUAUGAGUAUGGCCGUAAGGGACGCAGACUCCGUGUUGAGUGGACUAAGAAUGAGCGUGGAGCUCCUACAAGAUCAAGUGGUUCAAGGAGAUCAUCAAGCCUGCGACCUUCCAAGACUCUCUUUGUCAUCAACUUCGACGCAGAGAGCACUAGGACCCGUGACUUGGAGAGACAUUUCGAGCCGUAUGGAAAAAUCGUUAACGUUAGGAUCAGAAGGAACUUCGCAUUUAUCCAAUACGAGUUGCAAGAAGACGCCACCAGAGCACUUGAUGCUACAAACUCAAGUAACCUUAUGGAUAAGGUGAUCUCAGUGGAGUAUGCAAUGAAAGAUGAUGAUGCUAGAGGAAACGGAUACAGCCCCGAGAGACGUCGUGAUAGGUCUCCCGAUAGGAGAAGGCGAUCACCUAGUCCUUACAGAAGAGAAAGAGGCAGUCCUGACUACGGCAGAGGAAGACGCAGCCCGAGUCCUUACAGGAGAGCCAGGGUUAGCCCUGACUACAAGAGGGAUGAUCGGAGGAGGGAGAGGGUCGAUAGCCCUGAUUAUAAGAGGGAUGACCGUAUGAGGGAGAAGGAGGCUAGUCCUGAUUAUAAGAGAGAUGACCGCAGGAGGGAGAAGGAGGCUAGCCCAGAGAACGGAGCUGUGAGGGACCGUAGUCCAAGAAACGGACGUGGUGAAAGCAGGAGUCCUCCUCCGUAUGAGAAGAGGAGGGAGAGGGAGAGGGAGAGGGAGAGGUCAAGGUCUAAGUCUAGCCCUGAGAAUGGUCAAGUAGAAAGCCCUGGACCGAUAAUGGAAGAAGAAGAGGCUGGAAGAGGAUAUGAUGGUGCAGACAGCCCCAUACGCGAGAGCCACUCUCGUUCGCCUCCAGCAGAAGAAUGAUGUAUGAGCAAACAGAUGAUGAUGUCUCUCUCGCAAAGUAGCUGUUGUGUGAAGUCUUUGCUAUGUUAUGUUUAGUUUUUAGUGUGUGCUUUUGAGUCUUUGUUCUAGUGCCUUUGCAAACUUCAUUUACAUUUUGUUGGACUCAUUCGAAUUCGAUUACUGCACUUUACUUCGGAUCACUAUUUCUCAGUAGAUUGUUUUAUAAGCU